AUGCCUGUUCAACCACGAGACAUCUCUUCUAUCGACAGGAGCUCGUUCGCUUACAUUGUCGAGCAAAAUGUAUCGAUUCCCCUCAAGAGCUCCCAAGGAUUGGUCAGGUGCAACGUCUAUCGACCGAAAAGCGAGGACAACAAAUGCCCCGUGCUCGUAACCUACGGCCCUUACGGCAAGGACAUCCCCUACAAGGACUUCCACGCACAAUCUUUCUCGGAAGUGAACCAAGAGCAUAAGUCCGAGCACUCAGCAUGGGAGACCCCAGAUCCUGGGUACUGGACAUCGCAUGGCUACGCCGUGGUACGGGCGGAUGAACGUGGCUUAGGUCAAUCUCCAGGAGUUCUCGACACUAUGUCUAAAGGCACUAGUGAGGCCUUCUUCGACGUCGUGGAAUGGUCCUCAGAGCAACCGUGGUCAAAUGGCAAGGUGGGCCUCCUGGGUAUCAGUUAUUACGCUGGGAGUCAAUGGCGAGUUGCAGCACUACAGCCUAAGGGUCUUGCCGCUAUCGUCCCCUGGGAAGGAAUGAGCGACUAUUACCGCGACCGCUGCCGCCACGGUGGCAUUUUGUCUAAUGCAUUCAUUCGCUUUUGGUGGGAUCGCCAGGUGCUAAGUAAUCAGUAUGGAUUACCUGGUCGAAAGGCUAGAAACUGGGGUCCCGACACCAUCGAAGGUGACCUGACCGCGGAGGAGCUGGAGCAGAAUCGGAGGGAUCAGAACGUCGACAAUGUCGAAAACCAAUUUCGAGACCAGCCAUACUACGCUUCGAAAGAGUAUAACCUUGAAGAUAUAAGAGUGCCUGUCCUGAGCGUGGGGAACUGGGGUGGAAUUCUGUUACACCUCAGAGGCAACAUCGAAGGUUUCACUUAUGCUGGAUCGAAGUUCAAGUAUCUAAGAUUUUGCGUCGGCCGGCACGAUCUGCCUUUCUACUAUCAUGAGCAAGUCGAGAUGCAGCGAAGUUUCCUUGACGCCUUCCUCCAUGGAGAUGACAGAGUGGGCUGGUCGGUAGAAGGUCAAGUAGCUCGGGUAGGCUUGGUACUGCGAAAGGGCGACGCGGGUCACAAUAAUCCAGAGGCAGAGAAGAAAUUCCCUACGCGAGAGGAAGAAGAAUGGCCAAUUCCUCGCACACUCUAUACGCGUUUCUACCUCACAGACCAACUUGGCUUAAUAAAUCAGAAACCGGCCUACAAGCAAACAAGCAAGUUGACCUACAAAGCGCUCGGGACGCUCAGGGAGCCACAACUGAUCCAAUUCACCACUGCUCCAAUGGGGAAGGAAGUCGAAAUCACUGGGCAUAUCGUUGCACAUCUCAAUGUUUCUAUGAACGCUGACAUUGGCGGCAAUGUACCGACAGAUAUCGACCUUUUCCUGACCCUUCGGCAUAUUGGACCUUCAGGGCGUGAAGUGUUCUACACUGGCACAGCCGGUGACCCUGUACCACUGUGCAAGGGCUGGCAACGAGUGAGCCUUCGCAAAGUGAACGUCGACCACCACAGACAUCGACCCUACUUGCCAUAUCGAGACUAUUUCUCCAAUUCCGUCCUGCCUGUCCUGCCGGGCGAGGUCUAUCCUGUGGAUGUAGAGGUGUGGCCCACAAACGUUGUCCUUGAGCCUGGAGCCCAAUUGGUCUUGGAGAUCUCCUCGGGAGACACGCAGGGAUGUGGAACAUUCCAGCAUAACAGCCCAGUCGAUAGAUCGGACCAGAAGCUGGCUGGGAAGAACAACAUUCAUUUCGGACCAAAAUAUGUCAAUCACUUGACAUUGCCAAUUAUUCCACCAAAAUGA
This is a messenger RNA of Exophiala xenobiotica, 1785 nucleotides long. RefSeq lists its product as uncharacterized. Bases 1 to 1785 code for a protein of 594 amino acids. The record is from RefSeq and is a predicted model, not a curated record. NCBI's taxonomy places the organism in Eukaryota, Fungi, Ascomycota, Eurotiomycetes, Chaetothyriales, Herpotrichiellaceae. Gene Ontology annotation, molecular function: dipeptidyl-peptidase activity. The transcript is spliced from 2 exons.